AAAAGGAAACCCACGAGAGCGACGUACACAAUAGCUAGCUAAAGCCGUCGCCGCUCGCCCUCUUCCGGCCGGCGACGACCACCUCACGGCAUGGACAGCCUCGGUGCCAAUGCGGCGAACUCGUGCCCGCUCACGCCGCUGGGCUUCCUGGAGCGCGCGGCCACCGUGUACGGCGACUGCCCCUCCGUCGUCUACCACGACACCGUCUUCACCUGGUCCCAGACUUUCCGCCGCUGCCUCCGCCUCGCCUCCGCGCUCGUCUCCCUAGGCAUCUCCCGCCGCGACGUCGUGUCGGUGCUCCUGCCCAACGUGCCGGCAAUGUACGAGGCGCACUUCGGCGUGCCCAUGAGCGGCGCCGUGCUCAACACCAUCAACACGCGCCUCGACGCGCGCACGGUCUCCGUCCUGCUCCGCCACUCCGGCUCCAGGCUCGUCCUCGUCGACCAGGCGUCGCUGCCGCUCAUCCGCGACGCGAUCCGGCUGCUCCCGCCGGGGCACGACGCCCCGCGCGUCAUCACCGUCGAGGACCCCCACGAGAAGAGCCUCCCGGGCGCCGCCCCGGGCGCCGUCACCCUGACGUACGAGGGCCUCCUCGAGAAGGGCGACCCGGGGUUCGAGUGGGUGCGGCCGGCCUGCGAGUGGGAGCCGAUGGUACUCAACUACACCUCCGGCACGACGUCGGCGCCCAAGGGGGUGGUGCACUGCCACCGCGCCAUCUUCCUCGUCACCCUCGAUUCGCUCGUGGAGUGGGCGGUGCCGCCGAGGCCGACGUACCUGUGGACGCUGCCCAUGUUCCACACCAACGGCUGGACCUUCCCCUGGGGGAUGGCGGUGGUCGGCGGCACCAAUAUCUGCCUCCGCCGCGUCGACGCCGCCGAGGUCUACGCCACCAUCUCCCGCCGCGGGGUCACCCACAUGUGCGGCGCGCCAGUGGUGCUCAAUAUGCUGGCGAACGCGCCGGAGGGAGUGCGGCGGCCGCUCCCCGGAAAGGUGUACAUCCUUACGGCCGGCGCGCCGCCGCCGGCAGCCGUGCUGCACCGAACGGAGGCCGCCGGGUUCGAGGUCAGCCAUGGGUACGGACUGACGGAGACGGCGGGCGUGGUGGUCUGCUGCUCGUGGAAGGGGGAGUGGAACAAGCUCCCCGCGUCCGAGCGCGCCAGGCUCAAGGCGCGGCAGGGCGUGCGCACGCCGAGCACGGCCGAGAUGGACGUCGUGGACAGCGACACCGGCCGCAGCGUGCCCCGCGACGGCGCCACCAUGGGCGAGGUCGUGCUCCGCGGCGGGUGCGUCAUGCUGGGCUACCUCAACAACGACGAGGCCACCAGGGAGGCGGUACGGGGCGACGGGUGGUUCUACACGGGCGACGUCGGGGUGAUGCACCCGGACGGGUACCUGGAGAUCCGCGACCGGUCCAAGGAUGUGAUCAUAAGCGGCGGCGAGAACAUCAGCAGCGUGGAGCUCGAGUCCGUGCUCUACAGGCACCCGGCCGUGAACGAGGCGGCGGCGGUGGCGCGGCCGGACGAGUUCUGGGGCGAGACCCCGUGCGCGUUCGUGAGCCUCAGGGAGGGCGCGGCGGGCGCGGUGACCGUGGCCGAGAUCGUGGCGUGGUGCCGGGAGCGCAUGCCGCACUACAUGGCGCCUAAGACGGUGGUCUUCCUGCCGGAGCUGCCCAAGACGUCCACCGGCAAGGUCCAGAAGUACGUGCUCCGGGACGCCGCCAAGAAGAUGGGACCCACCGGCAGGGGCAGCAGCACAAGCAAGAUGUAGCUUGUCUUUGUUCGUAGCUAGCAUCAUGGUAUUCUGAGAUCAGCAAAAUAAUCUGCAAGCUUCUUGUCUCCUCGACUCCUCGAGUCGCUGAUGGAAAAAAUAAAAGUUUCAAUUUUAAAUUAAUCCAAA
Messenger RNA from Panicum hallii, 1896 nucleotides. RefSeq names its product probable acyl-activating enzyme 6. Lineage: Eukaryota; Viridiplantae; Streptophyta; Magnoliopsida; Poales; Poaceae. The coding region runs from base 91 to 1767 and encodes 558 amino acids. The record is from RefSeq and is a predicted model, not a curated record. The transcript has 2 exons.